This is a messenger RNA of Pararge aegeria (speckled wood butterfly), 1233 nucleotides long. Its product is annotated as plasminogen receptor (KT). Lineage: Eukaryota; Metazoa; Arthropoda; Insecta; Lepidoptera; Nymphalidae. Gene Ontology annotation, biological process: positive regulation of plasminogen activation. The coding region runs from base 287 to 742 and encodes 151 amino acids. Gene Ontology annotation, cellular component: plasma membrane. The transcript has 4 exons. The record is from RefSeq and is a predicted model, not a curated record.
AUGAUACUAUGGUAAAGUGGUGGUAAACAUUAAAUCGUGUUCCUUUGAAUAAUUUUAAUAAGUUAUUAUUAUAUAUUGGAUAAUAGUUUGAACAAAGGAAUAAUAAAUUUUAUUUAGAUUAAGAAGUCUGUCACCAAACAUCCAGCUUGAAAUUGUGACUUACUGUAUUGACUGAUUGUUCAAACAGUAAUGUUAAAUAUAGGGUGUUGUUUUUAUUGAGUAAAAUUAUUAUAUAUUUCAAUCAGUAAAAUCAACCAAAGUCCAAUUUUAAAGGCAUCUACAGAUAAUGGGGAAUUAUUUUUCAAUCAACUUGGAAGAUCUAUAUAGAAACAAUGAAAAAUUUCUUCAGAAUCUUAACGAAAUUGCAAUGGAAAGACAAAUUCAGUUAAGGGAUCAAAUGGCUGAGAGGCAACGGGCUACAGAAAUAGCUAAAAGUAGAGAUUUAUUCCUUUGGACUACAGCAUUUUCCUGUGCAGCUGCUACCGGCUUAUUUACUGGGUUUAGGCGCACUAAGAGAGCAUAUUUCUUGUUUCCGCUAUUGCCACUUACUUUUGUAAACUUAUAUUAUUGGGAUCUUGCAUAUGGAAACAAAGUUCACCGUAUUAGAAUGGAAGCAGAGCAUAUCAUGACACAUGAGUCUGACAUGCUGGAGUUACCAUGUGGUCUACCAACUCCAUCUUCAGUUGAUCAAGGCCGUAUGGACGAAGAGGAAAAGAAAAAAAUCCACCCCCCACUACCUUAGCCGAAAUAAAACAAAUAAUGUUGCUACGAAGUGUGCCUUCACCGCGUUGUAGUUUAGAAGGCUUUUUAGAUUUUUCAAUGUAUGUGCUAGCUUUAUAAAUAAGGAAAAUCGCAUUACAAAAAAAAAAACUGUGCAAUUAUAUUAAUGUUCCAAAUUAAGAUAUACUCAUGUUUAAUAUUCCAAAUCGUCUGUGUGAUUUGUCUUACUAUCGUCUAACUAAAAGUCUUAUCGUCAUUCAGUACUACUACUACUAAAAGUUUCUUAGCCAACAACAGUAUUUAGGGACUUAUGUUUAAUUAAAUUUUAACUAUGAGGUACUAAUUGAGUACCUAGUGAUAUUUUCCAAUAGGUAGUAAUGUUAUAUUAUUAUAAGUUAGUGUGGUGAUAUAAUUAUAUAUCCUUGAAACAGUUGUUGCAAGCAUUUAUAACUAUGUAUAUUGCAUUUACUAGUUGCAUCUCAUUACUUAAUUUUACUUAUUUUAACGUGAAUA